Molecule: messenger RNA, 858 nt
Organism: Phytophthora infestans T30-4
Lineage: Eukaryota; Oomycota; Peronosporomycetes; Peronosporales; Peronosporaceae
Exons: 2
Coding region: 1-858 (285 amino acids)
Source: RefSeq, a predicted model, not a curated record
AUGCUCACCGUUAUCAUCAAAGCGGCCAACAUGUCAAUCUCCCAGCACCGCGUCUUGUGUGGGGCUGCGGUGCUGGGCUUCUUCUUUUGCCUGAGAGGAUCCGAAUAUCUCUCAUCACGUGGAAAACUUCACGUGUACUGUCUUCAAGUCCGCGAUAUCCACGUACAUGACAGCAACGGAGUGGUCACCAAUAAAUUCCGGACAGCAACAUCGUGGUCAAGCACCGAUUUGCCCAGUAUUCGCAGCGCUUCUACUAUUACGCAAUGCAGCGAGUCUCAAGCUGCCAUCAAACUCACCGAUCUGCACAGCGAGCCGACACCAAGUCUUAUCCACCGAGUCCAUGACAAAAACCCUGAGACGAGCAGCCGAGCGAUGCAGUAUACCAGCGCACACGAUAUCAACCCACUCACUCAGAACGGGAGGUGCAACUGCGCUUCAUUCAGCAGGCGUCGAUACGGACACGAUUCGCAUGCACGGACGCUGGGCAUCCGACGCAUACCAAGCGUACAUACGCGAAACACCAGCAGCAAUAUCACACCUCGCCAAACACAUGAGUCGUGCCACAUCACAUGCAAGUCGACGUCACCAAACCGAUCAACUAAAUGGGGCAACACGAGCGUAAACUCUCGUGUGAUCGAGUCGAUAACGUCGAAAUGCAAAAAAAACGACUUGUUUUUCCCCAACACUGACGACGAUGAAGUUAAAGGAAAUGGUCAUCUGUUGGCUGCAGCUAAAGAAGGGUUUUCCGGAGCACAAGAGUCGCAGUAUCAGACCGAACAGUCGGCACGUCACACUUCAUUCUAUCCCGCUAAGGCGUCUAUGCCGUCGAGGACGCCCAGCCGAAGUAGUCUACGUUAG